CUUUUUACAAAUUGAUAUAUCUCUUAGCGUGUGGACUGGCGGAGGGCUCAGACUCACAUUUCUCCAAAACGGUCACUUGAACUUAUGCCAUUAUGAACAUUUCACAUUCGUUGCCCUCAUAUGUCACUGGAGUGUCCUUCUCGUUUCUAACCACAGAAGACGUUCGUCGCAUUUCCGUCAAGCAAAUCGUCAACCCAGUACUUCUCGAUGACCUAAGUCGACCUAAUGCUGGGGGACUAUAUGAUCCUGCUUUGGGGCCCAGCGAUCGUCAAGAUGUUUGCGCGACCUGCCGUCUCAGUUAUUUUACAUGUCCAGGUCAUUUUGGACACAUCGAACUUCCUGCGCCUGUGUUCCAUCCGCUUUUUUUCCCCAACAUGUACAACUUACUGCGAGGUUGCUGUUUAUGGUGUCACAAAUUCAAGUUGAGUAGGGAAAGUUUGGCAAAAUAUGUUGCAAAAUUCAGGUUACUGGAGUACGGUCUUCUGGAGCCGGCUCAAGCUUUGGACAAGAUAAACCGGAUGGUGAAGCGCCGAGAAAAGGUCAAGAAGGGAAAAGGCAAACAAAAGGCUGGAACAGAGGAGGAAGAUGAGGAAGACGAUGAAGAGGAAGAUGUUGAAAUGACAGCAGCUGAUGAUGACCAAGAGUACGAGAAAGAAGAUGCUUUCCUGGGGAGAAUCAAUUUCUUUGUGACUUUGAUGCUCGCUCGUGCCAAGGCAGCGGGUGGAAAAAGAGGCAGCUACAAGGAUGGUCUUGUGUAUCAGUAUCGAAAAGAGCUCAUCAACGAAUUCUUAAAGGAGACAAUACUGAACAAAUGUCGGAAUUGUAAAACGCCCGCAUUCACGUUCCGAAAAGAAGGUCAUACCAAGGUUAUAGAAUAUGAUCUUUCAGAGAAGCAGAAAAGGUCUGUUUUGAAGAAGCGGCCGGACGUCCUAACUCUAGACAAAGGUCCAAUCAAUACUACCAAACCUCAAAAUAACAUAGCCUCUUAUAUGGAUAAUGAAGAUGCGGAGAUGUCUGACGCGCCGGACUCGGAAGGGGAAGGAGAUUCCUUAGAUGAAGAGGAUGAGGAGGACGAGAACGAGGAUGCAGUGAAUGAAGACCAGCCUAAAGACUCCGAUGGGAAACCUCUUCCUCGCGCGGCCAAUGGCAAAAUUAAAACAAAACGUGGUCGAAAUGAACGCGUCGUAGCUCCCGAAGAAUGUCGUGCCCAUCUCCGACGUUUGUUCCGGAAUGAACGCGUCAUCUGCGCCUUGCUCUAUGGCAAACACGGCUGUUACGCUAAACUCACUUCUGAGGAACUAUCUGAGGCCUCUGCCGAUAUGUUCUUCUUGGAUGUCAUAACCGUCGCUCCAACACGAUUUCGUCCACCAGCAAAGAUGAACGAGGUUCUCUUCGAGCAUCCGCAGAAUGAUCUUCUUGCGCGAGUGCUCAAUACUUCCUACAGGCUUCGUGACUUUAACGACGAUCUACGGGCCGCUUCCCAGAAGGGGGCAGAUUAUGAUGAGAAGAAGCGACAAAAGGUGAUGGAGCAACUGCUCGCAACGUUGAUCCAACUGCAAGUGGAUGUGAACAGCUUUAUGGAUAGUAGCAAGAACCCUCAGGUGGUGAGACAAGGAAAGCUUCCUCCUGCCGGCGUUAAGCAGGGAUUGGAAAAGAAAGAGGGACUGUUCAGAAAACAUAUGAUGGGAAAAAGAGUUAACUAUGCUGCUCGUUCCGUCAUAUCACCCGACGUCAAUAUCGAACCAAACGAAAUUGGUGUUCCUCCUGUGUUCGCCAAGAAGCUCACGUUUCCAGAGCCGGUAACUCCCGCCAACUUUCAUGAAAUGCGCGCAAGAGUCAUCAAUGGUCCGCGGGGAUAUCCUGGAGCAACCAUGGUCGAAUAUGAAGACGGAACUCAGAUUUCUCUCGAUAAGCUAAGUGUUGACCAACGAACAGCUAUCGCCAAUCAACUACUCAAACCUCAAGAAGACAAGGGAGCAACGUUAGGAGGCCGUCGAGGUCUUUAUACUAGGACGCCGGCCAUCAACAAGAAGGUGUAUAGGCAUCUUCGUGACGGAGAUAUCUUAAUUCUGAAUCGUCAACCUACGCUGCAUAAGCCGAGUAUGAUGGCUCAUAAGGCGAGAGUUCUGCAGGGGGAAAAGACUAUUAGGAUGCAUUAUGCGAACUGUAACUCUUACAAUGCGGAUUUUGACGGUGACGAGAUGAAUAUACACUUUCCUCAAAAUCAAGUUGCUCGUGCCGAAGCCGAGAUGAUCGCUAACACAGACAACCAAUACCUUGUCCCGACGUCAGGAAAUCCUCUUCGUGGCCUGAUUCAAGAUCACGUUGUGGCAGGUGUUUGGAUGACCAGUCAGGGUGCCCUUUUCAGCCGAGAGGAAUAUUUCCAGCUCCUGUAUGGUGCUCUGAAGCCUGAAGAAGAAGGUGUAGAUGGACAUCGCCUAGUCACACUGCCACCUGCUAUUUGGAAGCCAAAGCCACUCUGGACUGGAAAGCAGAUUAUAUCCACCGUGUUGAAAAAUAUCACCCCCGAAAAUAUGGAGGGUAUCAACCUCCAUGCUGGUACAAAGGUUCCCGGACAUCUAUGGGGAAGUGAUUCAAAGGAGGACCAGGUUGUGUUUAUGGACGGCGAGCUUCUUUGUGGUGUGCUCGACAAGGCGGCAUUCGGGGCUUCCGACUUUGGUAUCGUCCAUUCAGUGUACGAGCUAUAUGGAGCUGACAUUGCUGGGAAGCUGCUCGGCAUUCUCAGUCGGCUUUUUACCAAAUUCUUGCAGCAUCGAGCGUUCACAUGUCGAAUGGAUGAUCUUAUGUUGACCCCAGAAGGAGACCAAAAACGGACAGAGAUAUUGCAGGAGGGCAAGAAUCUAGGUACGAAAGGAGCUAUCGAGAACUUCCCCUCACUCGACAAUCUGCCGCCACACGAAGUACCCCAAGCGCUGAAGGUGCUAUUGCAGGAGGUUCUGAGGGAUGACAACAAGAUGGCUGGACUUGAUAUGACGGUUAAAAGCGGACUUUCGAAGCUUACUACCAGUAUCGAGAAAGCAGUCAUGCCUUCUGGUCUACUUCGCCGUUUCCCACAUAACCACAUGCAAGCCAUGACACUUUCUGGAGCAAAAGGAAGUGCGGUGAAUGCUCGACAGAUCUCCUGUGCGCUCGGGCAACAGGAAUUGGAGGGUCGACGUGUCCCUGUCAUGGUCAGUGGAAAAACUUUGCCUUCGUUCAAACCCUUUGAAACGAAAGCCAUGGCCGGUGGGUACGUCGCCAGUCGAUUCUUGACAGGUGUCAAGCCGCAGGAAUUCUACUUCCAUUGUAUGGCCGGGAGAGAGGGUCUCAUUGAUACUGCCGUCAAGACCUCCCGUUCAGGAUAUCUGCAGAGAUGUCUUAUCAAGCAUUUGGAGGGAAUUCGUGUCCACUAUGACAACACCGUCCGUGGCAGUGACUCCUCUGUCUACCAGUUCCAGUAUGGAGGCGAUUCCCUGGACGUGACGAAGCAGAAACACAUUCGACAAUUCGAGUUCAUUGCCAGAAAUGAGAAGUCGUUUGUUAACAAGCUCCGUCCGAAGAGCAUUCUUCCAUUUGUCGCGGGAGACGACGCCACUGUCUACAUGAAGAGUGUGAUUAAGCGCAAACCCGCGAAGAGACAUGGAAUGGACCCCUGCCUGGCGUUGUACAGCCCGUCGAGAUAUCUAGGAAGUACUUCGGAGGCUUUUGCGGAUGCUUUGAAGCACUAUACGAAAAAGAACCCUGAUAGAUUGAUCAAGGGCGACUUCGAGGAAAUGUGGAGCACUAGGAAGACACCGUUGAGCGCGGGGACUUUCCGUAUGCUUAUGCAUGUGAAGUACAUGCGGAGCUUGGUCGAGCCGGGAGAAGCAGUCGGCUUGCUGGCUUCGCAGGGUGUCGGAGAGCCUUCAACACAAAUGACACUCAAUACUUUCCAUUUCGCAGGACACGGUGCUGCCAACGUCACUCUUGGUAUCCCUCGCCUUCGGGAAAUUGUAAUGACCGCAUCUCAAAAGCCAAAGACUCCUUCCAUGAACAUGCGAAUCCGUACUGGAAUACCUCAGGAGGAUAUAGACGUCUUCUGUAAACGGGCGAGCAAGCUUACACUUUCCCAGCUCGUGGAAAACGUUACAGUCACAGAGCAACUCCAAGCUGAGGGCGAUUCCCGAAGAAUGCAGUAUACAGUUUGUAUUAACCUGUUUCCGAGGGAGGAGUAUGAAGCCGUACAUGACGUCGAACCGGACGAAAUUCUGAAUGCUUUUGCAGUCAAAUAUCCGCUCAUGCUGAAGAAGGAGAUGACUGCAGAGAUGAAGAAGCUCGAUGACGAUUUGAAAAGUCAAAUUGCCCAGUUGGGUAAAGGGAAGAAGGAGAGAGGAGAUCGUGGAGAGCCAGCAGAUACUGGCGAUGGCGACGAAGAGGGCGCAAGUGGUACAAAAAGAAGGAACGAUGACGAGGGGAGUGAAAUUGGGGAUGGGGAUGCUGAUGAUGAGAAGCGCGCCAGGCAAAAGAAAGAGCAAGCAACGUAUGAAGACGACAGUGAAGAUGAGGAUGAGGAGAUGGGAGCGUACGAUGAUGAUGAGCUGGAAGCGGAACUCGCAGAUGGAGAGGAGAAUGAAGGUCUUCAACAAGAUCCAACAGAUGUCAAACGUGUUUCACAAAGCUUCAAGAACCGAGUCAAACUUGUCGGUGAUUCCUUCCAGAGGAACUUCACUCAGGCAGUAUCGUUCGCUUUCAACGAAACCCAGUGUACAUUCCAACUCGAUCGUUUUCAAUGCCAGCUUGCGUCAGAUAUGCCCAAAUUACUCUUCGUUGGUAUCAUUGAGCGAACUUGUCGUUCAACGGUCAUUCGCGAAAUUCCAGGCAUCACAGACUGUUUCCAAAACAAAGAGGAGGGUAAAAAGGGCGAAGAAUCUGUUCUUACUACUAACGGUUCCAACUUCCGUGGUCUUUGGGAAUUUAUGGCUGACUCGGAUGAGAGCAUCAUCAACGACAACGAGGUUUACUCUAACGAUAUCUACGCAAUUCUAAAAACUUAUGGAGUCGAAAUGGCAAGGGAGGCCAUCUUGCGGGAAAUGAGUGGUGUAUUCGGGAUAUACAAGAUUCAAGUGGAUAGACGUCACUUAGAGCUAAUAGCUGACUACAUGACAUUUGAAGGCGGUUACAAACCGUUCAACCGCAAAGGGAUCUCCACAAAUUCAUCACCUUUAUUAAAAGCUUCGUACGAGACGACGGCUGCGUUCUUGUCGGACGCAACCUUGUACGGGGAUUUUGACGAUCUCACGACACCAUCUGGUAAUAUUGUUUUGGGGCGCCCGAAUCAGACUGGAACCGGUGUAUUCGAUGUCCGGAUGCCUACUGAGCCACGGUAGCAUGUUGUUCUACGCAUUGUUCGCCGCAAAAGUAAAUUCAUUGUCGAUGUAAUUUUUGUUGAUUUGAAAUGUCAUCUCUAUAUGCACCCGUAAUACUGCUGCAGGUUC
This is a messenger RNA of Lentinula edodes (shiitake mushroom), 5474 nucleotides long. Its product is annotated as RNA polymerase I largest subunit. Bases 93 to 5366 code for a protein of 1757 amino acids. The transcript has 16 exons. Gene Ontology annotation, cellular component: RNA polymerase I complex. Lineage: Eukaryota; Fungi; Basidiomycota; Agaricomycetes; Agaricales; Omphalotaceae. Gene Ontology annotation, biological process: DNA-templated transcription. Gene Ontology annotation, molecular function: DNA binding; DNA-directed RNA polymerase activity. The record is from RefSeq and is a predicted model, not a curated record.